This is a messenger RNA of Perca fluviatilis (European perch), 1277 nucleotides long. Its product is annotated as phytanoyl-CoA hydroxylase-interacting protein-like. Bases 111 to 1208 code for a protein of 365 amino acids. The record is from RefSeq and is a predicted model, not a curated record. Lineage: Eukaryota; Metazoa; Chordata; Actinopteri; Perciformes; Percidae. The transcript is spliced from 6 exons. Gene Ontology annotation, cellular component: cytoplasm. Gene Ontology annotation, molecular function: protein binding.
GAGAGAGCAUCAGUCAGACCGAAGCUUCACAGCAGAAUAUUCAACAGUUUUCUCUUUUUGCAGACGUCUCCCUGGGAUUUAAUCGUCUUCUUUCUCUUCUUCUUUUCAACAUGACGGAGCCUCCGAACAGUCCCAGUCUGCAGCUGUGUGACAGGAAAGCGACAGAGUCUGCAGACAGCGGCAUCGGCGACGUGGACGACCUUCCGGUUCCUCAGCAGAUCCGGAUCAGCAACAUUACCUGCGAUUCAUUUAAGAUCAGCUGGGAUGUCCCGGACAGCAGAGGCCGCGAGAGGAUCACGCACUACUUCAUCGACCUCAACAAGAAGGAGAACGAGAAGGAGAACAAGUUUAAACACAAGGAAAUCCCGACGAAGCUGGUGGCGAAGGCGGUUCCCCUGCCGAUGACGGUGAGAGGUCAUUGGUUCCUGAGUCCUCGCACAGAGUACACCGUGUCCGUCCAGACAGCCGCCAAACAGCCGGACGGAGAAUACGCCGUGUCUCCGUGGAGCGAGAUCAUCGAGUUCUGCACCGCAGAUUACUCAGCCGUCCAUCUGAACCAGCUGCUACAGAAAGCCGAGGCGAUCGCCGGCAGGAUGCUGCCGUUCACCGUCUUCUACAGAAACCAACAGAAGGAGUACUUCCAACAGGCCAGCCCCUCUUAUCGCUCCAGAGACGCUCAGUGCUGCCGCAUGCUGCCGUCGGUGAAAGACAACAGCGGCAGCCACGGUUCACCCAUCAGCGGGAAACUGCAGGGCGUCUUCUUUAGCUGCAACACAGAGUUCAACACAGGAAAACCCCCCCAGGACUCCCCGUAUGGACCCUACCGCUUCCAGAUCCAAGCCGACGUCCUCUUCAACCAGAACACCAAUGUGUACUUUGGGGAUUUCUACUGCAUGUACACGUCGUACCACUACGUGAUCCUGGUGCUGGCGCCAGUCGGCUCGGACGGAGAUGCCUUCUGCAGCGGCCGGCUGCCGGCGCUGGACAGAUCCAACAACUGCUUCCUGCGCUGCAGCGAGGAGAGCAAUGGCUCGCUGUCUUUCUGCCACGCGCAGGACGUCAUCCUGGAGGUGAUCUACACGGAGCCGGUGGAUCUGUCUCUGGGGACGGUCGAAAAGAUCAGCGGGCAGCAACUCCUGAGUCAGUCUACCGUCAACGCCAAGAAAGACCCCAGCUGCAAGAUCUGCAACAUCAGCGUAGGACGGUAGCCGCUUGUUUUGGUGCUUUUUCUCAAUCUUUUUGACGCUUUUUCAAACCUUUUUAACAGCUUGUUAACA